AAAAUAUAAAUUAGUUUGCGGGAGGCGGGUGCUGGCGACGUACAGUUCAAAUGUUUGAUUGGAAGACGACUAUACUGUUUAAUCUUUGCACCGGGUACAGUCAAAGCUGAAAAUAUAUUGUUUCGUUGUGUCAUUGUGUAAUCAGUAAUGUGUGAGCGUUUUGUUCGAACUUGAACUUGUGUUGCGUCAUACUCGCUAAGAUCGCGCGCGUGAAACUCGUAUUCAGUGGAGGUUAUUUAGCCGGUCGGUGGCGGCGUGCUAUAUUUAUUUUGCGAACGAUAUUUUCACUAGAUAAGCCACCGCGAAACAAUAAUGGGUGAUAAAGGGUUCUUAAUACAGAAGCCUGGCUUCGCGACGACAGCUAUUCAUGCUGGCCAGGACCCAAGCAAAUGGAAAUCUGCAGCAGUUGUUACACCAAUUGUGAUGUCCACUACAUUCAAACAACCAGCACCGGCGGAGCAUACAGGGUUUGAGUAUGGCAGAUCUGGCAACCCCACGAGAAAUGCUCUUGAGGAAUGCUUGGCUGCCAUGGAAGGCGCGAAGCAUGCUUUGACAUUUGCUUCAGGACUGGGAGCGACCACUACAAUCGCGUCUUUGUUAAGCCAGGGCGAUCACAUUAUAUCCAGCGAUGAUGUGUACGGCGGAACAAACAGGCUAUUCAGGCAAGUCAUUAGUCGGCUCGGCAUUGAGGUGUCAUACACUGACUUCACGGACAUCAAUCAGGUUAAAACUGCACUUAAGAAAAAUACGAAGUUAUUAUGGCUUGAAACACCCACAAACCCUCUUAUAAAAGUGGUGGAUAUAGCAGCCUUAUCGAGACUAGUGAAGAGUCAGGGAGAUGUCAUUGUAGUUGUUGACAACACUUUCCUGACCUCGUAUUUACAAAGACCUUUGGACUUCGGAGCAGACAUUGUCGUCUAUUCUUUAACCAAGUAUAUGAAUGGACACUCGGAUGUUAUUAUGGGUGCAGCUGUCCUGAAUGACGAUGAUCUGCAUAAGAGACUGCGUUUCUUACAAAAUGCAAUGGGUGUUGUGCCUUCGCCGAUGGACUGCUAUCUAGUUAACAGAAGCCUGAAGACGCUGGCGUUACGUAUGGAGCAACACAAGAAGUCUGCACUAACCAUUGCUCAAUGGUUGGAGAAACAUCCAAGAAUCACUGAAGUUUUUCACCCAGGUCUUCCGACGCACCCUCAACAUGAAAUAGCGAAGAAACAGAUGACGGGCCAUUCUGGAACAUUCAGCUUCAGGCACAGCGGGGGUCUCGAAGAGUCCAGGAAAUUCCUCAGUUCACUUCAAGUUUUCAUUUUGGCUGAGAGCUUAGGAGGAUACGAGAGCCUCGCCGAGUUGCCGUCAUUGAUGACGCAUGCCUCGUUGCCAGCGGAAGCGCGUGAACUGUUGGGAGUCAACGACACACUGAUCAGACUCUCCGUCGGUUUAGAGGAUGUCGAUGAUUUGAUAGACGAUAUCGAUCAGGCGCUGAAACAAGCAUUUGAAUAAUAUAUUUUUAACGUAUUUUUAUGACACUGUAUUUGAUAUACAACGUUAUUUUAUAAUAAUCGGGUACUUGACCGUAAAAUUCGACAUUUUAUUUAUUUAAUAUAAACAAUAAUAUAUUAUCUUAUAUCAUUUUACAUCCAGACUUAUGACAGCUGUGAAAACGUUGAAAAAAAAUAGAUUUCUAGAACUAACCUCUAUUUUGAGGAAUUCACGCACACAUAACACAAAGUGUCAUACAAAUCGUGAGUGUAAGACGAUGGUUGUCACUCACACUAAACUAAUAAUCCUGAACUGUUAUUAUCGGCUGUCUAAUAGCAAGAGACUCUAUCUAUACGUAUAAAUUAUCUAAGAAUCAUAUUUUAGUAACCAGAUACCUAUAGGGUUGCAAACUUUUUCUGUUGGAAGUAGAGUACUUUUGUCUGAUUUCAGAGAUUAUUUCUUCCAACCACAUGUCACAUUGACAUUAACUAUAUUUGACAUGACUGAUCGUUGCAUUUUUCCGAGUCGGUCGAAUUUGUUCGAGCUUUGGGACAAACUAUUUCAGUACCUAUAUAGAAUUUCUAUUUUUGUAACAUGUUAAUUGCCACCGGCGUGUGCUAAAUAGUCAGCUAACAUCAGAAAGUAUUUUAGUUUCCUCCAUUAGUUCUAGUAAAAAGAACACUACAUGAAAUAGAGUACAAUUAACUAUUCUCGAUUUAAGAAAACGGCUGGCAACCAACUUGAUAGAUAAUUUUAUGACUUUCACACGAAAGUCUGUCCAAUCAGCUUUAAAAUGUUACUGAAUUGUGUUGAAGAUAUGUUUGAAAUAAUAUAAUUAAUGAAUGAAAUAAUAUGGUGAGCAACUUGUAUUGGUUACAUAAUUAUACAGAGUUAAAAAUUAUAAAUUAUAAUGUGAACACAGGAUGUAGCCAACUCUAUUAAUAUUUAAAUUGUAUUUUAUUCUGUUAUUUAAAUUAAAGUUCUGGCAUUGGUA
This is a messenger RNA of Leptidea sinapis, 2470 nucleotides long. Its product is annotated as cystathionine gamma-lyase-like. Lineage: Eukaryota; Metazoa; Arthropoda; Insecta; Lepidoptera; Pieridae. The record is from RefSeq and is a predicted model, not a curated record. Gene Ontology annotation, molecular function: pyridoxal phosphate binding; cystathionine gamma-lyase activity. Gene Ontology annotation, cellular component: cytoplasm. Gene Ontology annotation, biological process: transsulfuration. Bases 313 to 1497 code for a protein of 394 amino acids. The transcript has 8 exons.